Morchella importuna is the source of this 915-nucleotide messenger RNA. RefSeq lists its product as uncharacterized. Gene Ontology annotation, cellular component: membrane. Lineage: Eukaryota; Fungi; Ascomycota; Pezizomycetes; Pezizales; Morchellaceae. Gene Ontology annotation, biological process: lipid metabolic process. The coding region runs from base 1 to 915 and encodes 304 amino acids. Gene Ontology annotation, molecular function: oxidoreductase activity, acting on the CH-CH group of donors. The record is from RefSeq and is a predicted model, not a curated record. The transcript has 3 exons.
AUGCCCCUCCUCUCCACCCUCAACCCCGCCCCGCGCACCCUCCUACCCACCAUUGGCUUCAUCUACGCCCUGCAAACCGCCGCCGCCAUCCCCUCCAUCAUCUUCCAGACGGAGCGCUUCUACGACCUCUCCGGCUCACUGACCUAUCUCUCGUGUACCCUACUCUCCCUCUACUUCCCCGCCUACCGUGCCCGAAGCCUUGCUGCCGCCGAUGGUCUGCCAAUACCUGUAUGGCCUGCACUCACCGACUUUCAUCCCCGGCAGCUGAUACUCAGCGGGCUUACCGCGCUGUGGGCGGCGAGAUUGGGCAGUUUCCUAUUCAACCGGGUGCUACGGGACGGUAGUGAUUCGCGCUUCGACAAGAUCAAGAAAAACCCCACCAGCUUUGCCAUCGCCUUCUUUGCCCAAGCCACCUGGAUCACACUUGUCUCCCUCCCAAUCAUGGCCACAAACAGCCUCCCCGCCGCCGUCCUUCCACCCCUGCGCACAAGCGACUACCUCGGCCUCACCCUCUGGGUUAGCGGCUUCCUCCUCGAGGUCGCCGCCGACCGUCAAAAGGCCUCUUGGACCGCCGACAAGCGUGCCAAUAAACACAGCGAGGACUUCCUCCACGCGGGCCUAUGGGCGCUCAGUAGGCAUCCAAACUACGCCGGUGAGACGACGCUGUGGAUUGGGAGUGCGGUAAUUGCUGGGCUGGGUGGAGGGCUGGUAGGUGGGAUGGGUGCGAAGUUUUACGGGGGUGCCGCGGUGGGCGUGAUGAUGAGUGUAGUGAGUCCCGUAUUUACGUACUUGUUGUUGACGAGGGUGUCCGGGGUGCCGUUGUCGGAGAAGAAGUAUGAUAAGAGGUUUGGUGGCAGGAAGGAGUAUGAGGCGUGGAAGAGGAAUACGCCGGUGUUUUGGCCGAAGCUGUUUUAG